This is a messenger RNA of Sclerotinia borealis F-4128, 1860 nucleotides long. Lineage: Eukaryota; Fungi; Ascomycota; Leotiomycetes; Helotiales; Sclerotiniaceae. The record is from the annotation of a GenBank genome assembly.
AUGUCACCAAACUAUCAAAAUUUACAGCCUCAUGCGCGCGAUUCUUUAGAGUUAGCUAGUUUAGCAUCGAGUUCUCCAGGCGCAAGAUCAUCAACAGAUUCAAUCUCCUCGAGAUCCGGUAUAUCCUCCUCGCGAAAGUUAUCUCUCGAAGAAGAUGAUCCUUUGGAUGAAAGAAACCCAGCCGCGGAUGGUCGACCGGGGAGACAUGGUAGGACCUAUUCCGUCUCUUCCGCCUUCGACUUCUCUUCCAACCUUUUUCCUCUAUCCUCGACCGCAGGAGGCUAUGCGCCGAUCGGAGCCCCUAUAUCCACAUCAAAUGGCCAAACCACCUUAGGAGGGGGAUCUUUGGAGAAACACAAGACUCUGACAUACCUGAACGGUUUAUCGUUAAUAGUUGGCUUGAUAAUAGGGUCCGGGAUUUUCUCCUCGCCGAGUCAGGUUAAUGCAAAUGCUGGAUCCCCAGGCGCAUCGUUAGUGGUAUGGGCAAUAGCAGGAAUAUUAGCAUGGACAGGUGCUUCGAGUUAUGCGGAGCUGGGAGGAGCAAUACCAUUAAAUGGCGGCGCACAAGUAUACCUUUCCAAGAUUUUUGGGGAGCUUUUUGGGUUCUUGUUUACAUGGUGUGCGGUCAUGGUUCUAAAGCCUGGAUCGACCGCCAUUGUAUCAAUAAUAAUGGGAGAAUAUUUAGUACGGGCAUUCAUUGGAGCAGAGGCUGAGAGUGUCAACGUUUGGAUUAAUAAGAGCGUGGCAUUGAUUGGAUUAUUUUUGAUCACUUUUUUGAAUUGUAUAUCUACAAAGUUGGGCACGAGGAUGGGGGAUAUGUUUAUGUUUAUGAAGUUUAUUGCAUUGCUUGGAGUUACGGUCAUUGGUAUUGUCGUGGCCGUCACUGGCUUUUCUACGACUGGUGAAGCAAAUGAGGAUUGGAAGAAUCAUGGAUGGUUCGAGGGAACUAGUACUAGCGCUUCAUCAUGGGCCGUCGCACUAUAUGCUGGGUUAUGGGCCUUUGAUGGUUGGGACAAUACGAAUUAUGUUGUUGGGGAGUUCCGGAAUCCUACUCGAGACCUGCCAAGAGUCAUUCAUACAGCGAUGCCAUUGGUCAUUCUCUCCUAUAUCCUCGCUAAUGUAGCAUAUUUCUUCGUGUUACCUUUGGAAGCAAUCAAUGCUUCGAAUACGGUUGCGGUCAUAUUUGGAAACAAGGUAUUCGGUCCUAUUGGAUCAUUAAUACUUGCUCUCAUUGUGAGCGCAAGCUGUUUUGGAGCUCUCAAUGCGACCGCCUUCACCAGUGGACGACUUGUCUAUGCAGCCAGCAAAGAAGGUUAUUUACCCGCCAUGUUUGGCAAAAUUGGGUUCGGAAAUCAAGCAGAACCAUCCGCCAACACACUCCGAACACGCAAUUGGGUAUCGAAGAAGCUCGCCAGAUUAUUUGGUGAUGACGACACUGGGCUCUUCUUUACACCCGUAAACGCCAUGAUUCUCAAUGCUCUCUUGACGGCAGUCUACGUAGCCGUGGGUGAAUUUGGCACUCUAGUCACUUUCUACGGAGUGGCCGGUUACACCUUCUACUUCCUCACAGUCCUGGGACUCAUUGUCCUUCGCGUCCGCGAACCCAAUCUCGAACGUCCAUAUAAGACGUGGAUCACCACUCCCAUCAUUUUCUGCUGCGUGAGUCUAUUUCUCCUCAGUAGAGCAGUCUUCGCGGAACCUGUCCAAACCGUCAUCGUUAUCGCUUUCGUCCUCGCUGGUGUCCCUAUUUACUACUGGCGUAUCCGUGGACGCGAUCAAGUUACAAGGAGGGAAAGGAGUAGUAGUAGAAGUGGAAGUGGAAGUGGUUGGAAAUUUUGGGCGAGGGGUUUUUUUUCGUAA